Messenger RNA from Girardinichthys multiradiatus, 1654 nucleotides. RefSeq names its product syntaxin 8 (gene stx8). Gene Ontology annotation, cellular component: endomembrane system; SNARE complex. The transcript has 10 exons. Gene Ontology annotation, molecular function: SNAP receptor activity; SNARE binding. The record is from RefSeq and is a predicted model, not a curated record. Gene Ontology annotation, biological process: vesicle fusion; intracellular protein transport. The coding region runs from base 434 to 1027 and encodes 197 amino acids. Lineage: Eukaryota; Metazoa; Chordata; Actinopteri; Cyprinodontiformes; Goodeidae.
ACGUUUUGUUAGUGAUUACUGCCCUGCCUGAAUCUGUGCUAUUUUGAUUGAUACUUAACUUUUAUCAUAAUGUCUCAGGAUCCCUGUAAUCCGACCUGGGUGGUUGAGAAGUUUUGAUCCAUUCUUCGUUACAGUGUUGCUUCGGUUCAUUGAGGGUCAACCAAUCUUCAGCUGUCAGUCAGAGGCCUCAUAUUUCUCCUUAGAACCCCUUGGUGUGCUGAUGAGUUCAUGGUCGACUAAAUGACUGAAAGGUACCACGGGUCUUGUGGCUGGAAAACAAACCCGUAUCACGAGUCCUCCACCACCGUACUUGACAGUUGGUGUGAGGUUGCAGAAUUAUGACGCCACCUGCCGCCUGGCUCAGGAGAUAGCAGAAAACAUCCAUGAAAGGAACAGGCAGCACAGAACGGGGGGAAACCCUGCAAAGAUAAACAUGACGCUACGAGCAUCCCUUCAGAAACUCAAACAGAAUAUUGCUCAGCUCAAAGAGGGCUUGUUAAGAAGCUCCUCGUCUCGGCGCAUAAUGCAGUCAGAAGCUGACAGGAGGCAGAACCUCAUUGAUGAGCUGCUAACCAGAGAGAAGCAGCUCAAUGCCACCUUCAAAGGAGACAUCACAGAGCCUGAACCGUCCAGAUCCACAUUGAUGGGCGGAGGAGGAGCAGCGGGUGGAGGGAGUACGACCAACCCUUGGCUCAUUGAGGAGUCAGAGGAGACCAAGGGGCUGUUGUUUGGGGAGAUUAAACAGCAACAACAGAGAAUCAUUGAUGCCCAGGAUGCAGGCCUGGAUGCACUAGCAGCUGUCAUCAGCCGACAGAAGACAAUGGGCCAAGAGAUCGGCAACGAGCUGGAUGAACAGAAUGAAAUCAUCGACGACCUUGCGCAUCUUGUGGAUAAGACGGAUAGCAGGAUUCAGAAUGAGACACGCAGAGUGAAGCUGGUAGAGACCAAGUCAGCUUCAUGCGGGAUGCUGGUGGUGAUCGUUCUGCUCCUCAUAGCCAUCGUUGUGAUCGCUGUGUGGCCCGUGUAGCAGCUGUGGACGGCUCCCAGUUUGAUGAAGAAAACCAGUUUAAAUCACAAAUGCUCACUGAAAUGCCGUCUUAGGUUUUUUUUUUUGUGUCAUUUUGAUCGCUGGAAACGUUACCACCAAAAGAAUGUAAAAUAAAGGUUUCUUUGUUUAGCAGCACAGACGCUUGUUUUAUACAGUUGGCUAAGGAGAGCUGAUGAUAUUUUCUUUUCUGUCCUCUAAAUAUUGUCCUUUACUGUAGUAAAUAUAAUGUUUGAAUCAUUACAUCCUCUGAUCAUCAGGAUGUUAAAUUAUGUGGCAGACUGAACUAUUUUUUACCCCUGUGAAGAAUUUUGUCCAAACGGUAGGACCUCCCACAGACAGCAGGAGCAUUCCCUUCUACAGUCUUUCUGUGGCUGGACUCAGGUUUAUAUUGGGUACAGUAAUUCUUCUAUAUUCACACACAUUUAUUUACCCCUGCAUUACUGUAGCAGCUGUAAUGACAUAAUUGUGUUAGGAUUUUCUAAUGUUUACCGAACAGAUCAUAGCCAGACUUAACAGCUCGACUGUGUUACUAACAUGAUUCCUUUACUUCCUCAUAAAUCAUCUCCACUUGUAAUUUCUAAUAAAUGACAUUUCCAGUUAAUAGUC